This is a messenger RNA of Phytophthora infestans T30-4, 820 nucleotides long. RefSeq lists its product as uncharacterized. Gene Ontology annotation, cellular component: endoplasmic reticulum. The record is from RefSeq and is a predicted model, not a curated record. Gene Ontology annotation, molecular function: ubiquitin-protein transferase activity. Bases 1 to 798 code for a protein of 265 amino acids. Gene Ontology annotation, biological process: protein ubiquitination. The transcript is spliced from 2 exons. Lineage: Eukaryota; Oomycota; Peronosporomycetes; Peronosporales; Peronosporaceae.
AUGGCCGCUGUCCGUGUGCGGCGAUGGAGCGACGUGGAGGCGCGGCGGCGGCCAAUGCACCGUGCUGCUUAUGACAACAGCACGCCGAGUGCAGCGCCUGUAGCCCCCGCGUCGGCUGAACCCGCGCCUUCCGCCAAGAGCGUCCCGUUAGCAGUGAUGGAAGACGCCCCCGAGUGCGUCAUCUGUUUGGACGAAUUGGCGAUGGGGCGCGCUCUAUUCACGGCCGAGUGUGGCCACCGCUUCCACUUCAGUUGUCUAUUGGAGAAUGUAAACCACGACGAGGCCAAUUCGGACAAGUGUCCGAUCUGCCGCAAGCCGCAGACGCAAUGGCCUGAGCAGACUGAGGGGCUCGUCAAGGCGCAUCCGUUCUGUACAAACUGCGGUAAACGAGGCUCAGGAGGACAAUUUUGCGACGGAUGCGGGCAAUCGCUUGCUCAUACUCCUACGGCUCAAGAACGCGCUCGGGCGGCGGCAGCAGCGGCAGCGGCAAGGAGCAACGUGGUGGUUGAGUGUCCUACGUGUCGGAUCCGCUGUCUAGUAAGCACCACGGCUCGCGGGACCCUGCAAUGUCCCAAUGGCCACCUCUUCCAGCUACGAAUGCCCCCGACUACGGGCAACUCACAAGGACUUCGUCAAAGCUUCAGUGGAGCUGGACCGGGCUCAAUGACCUCAGGACCCAGGCCCAUCAUGCGCCAAUGCCCCACGUGCUACACGCGCGUGCAAAUGCCUCCAGGCAGCCAAGCGGGCCAGUACAUGUGUCCCCAUGGACACACUUUUUACUUCUCCCCGUUCCAAUAAUAGAUUAAUGCCUUUUACUUAA